CCUUGAGGUUUUCGAUCCUCGAAAAUUGGCGAAGAGGUAGAGUUGGUAGGAUUACUAGAUAUGGACGCACCCGAAGAGCCCCUUGAUUUAAGAACUGUAACCAGUUCACCAGGUGUAACCAGUUAUUUUAUGCCUGCGAUUUCACAAAUAACAACAUCUACAGCAUUCACAUCAACACUAACAACGCCCCUGAAUAUUCCUUCAACAGCUGUUACCAUCACAAGUCUGUUAUCAACAUCUCUACGUAUGAGUGCUAACCUUCUUAUGCAGAGUGCCCGACUAUAUGAACUACUGAACGAUUCUAACCACAAUAUUCAUAAUUCCUAUCAAAACACUUGGUAUUCGGGUGAUUUAAACGAAGUCACAGAUAUUCCAAUAAAUCUGGAAUAUAAGUCAACCGAUGUAAAUUCACGGCAAGUCGAAAUCUGUUUAGAUAAUUCGGAACUUUUGAAAACUGAAACUGAUACGGAUAAGGAGAAUAGUGACUAACAUGCAAGGCAUGUCAAUAAAAAUGUACAGAUUUUUACCUUGAAUUAAUAAAUGCUAAUUCAACUUAAAUUGAAUAUAAAUAUAUUUAUGUUGGUCAGAUAGGCACAGGGUAUAGCAGUGUGCUUUCUCAUAUAUAUCUUAGGCUAAAUGGGGAGAUGAUGUGAAGAUCGAUAUUCGUGAUC
Trichobilharzia szidati is the source of this 671-nucleotide messenger RNA. The record is from the annotation of a GenBank genome assembly. NCBI's taxonomy places the organism in Eukaryota, Metazoa, Platyhelminthes, Trematoda, Strigeidida, Schistosomatidae.